Colletotrichum karsti is the source of this 2274-nucleotide messenger RNA. RefSeq lists its product as uncharacterized. Gene Ontology annotation, biological process: DNA-templated transcription; regulation of DNA-templated transcription. The record is from RefSeq and is a predicted model, not a curated record. Bases 1 to 2274 code for a protein of 757 amino acids. The transcript has 3 exons. Gene Ontology annotation, cellular component: nucleus. Lineage: Eukaryota; Fungi; Ascomycota; Sordariomycetes; Glomerellales; Glomerellaceae. Gene Ontology annotation, molecular function: zinc ion binding; DNA binding; DNA-binding transcription factor activity, RNA polymerase II-specific.
AUGUCAGACAUCGCCCAAUUCACCUCCGUCUUCCGCGCCCACACGCUCUCCGAUCAACAGCGGAGAGUGACCAAGCGCAACCGCCAGCCCGUCUCGUGCUCGGCCUGCCGCUCUCGCAAGCUGAAAUGCGACCGCGCGCAGCCAUGCGGCGCUUGCACCAGGCGCGGAGACGCGCACGCGUGCAGAUUCGGGCCCAAAGUGGCUGGCCAGCAUACAGCUGUCUCAAACAACGGCAAGGAAACCCGUGCUUCUGCUCCCGCUCCCGUAGCAGCCCAAAAUCCAAGUCAUGAUGGUGUGGGAGAGCCGCAGAAACAGCCUCGCCAGGAGGUCCAACUCCGUCUCCAGAAGCUGGAAGACAUGGUCCAGGACCUGGUCCGGCGGGGAUCGGGCCCGUCCAAAGACCGCUGCGCACCUCCGGAUAUACCCGCCCAAGCCGGCCCGACACCGACUGACUCGGACCCCGGCCGCGACGAACAUUCCCCGCCCCCGGCGCCGGUCGAUGGGGAAGAGGCCUACUACGGCGCCACUCACUGGUCCGCACUGCUCCACCACAUCCGCGAGAUCCAGACGGCCCUCGAACCAGACCACACGGUACCCCCUGAACAACCACCGGGAACCGCCGCCUGCUCCAUCGGUCCGGACUUCCUAUUCGGCGCCGUGCCCCCCUCCAUCACCAUCCAAGACGUCCUCGCCAGUCUGCCCCCGCGACAAGACACCGACAGACUGCUCAGCAUCUACUUCCGCGCCCGCUUCACGGCCGUCCCCUUCAUCCACACCGGCCGCUUCCAGCGCGAGUGCGAGGCCUUCUGGGCGAACCCCGACGGCGCCAGCUUCCUCUGGAUCAGCAUCCUCUUCUCCAUCAUCACCACCGCGACCGUCAUCAUCAGGGGCAAAGGCCCCGCCGAGGCGCUCGGCCUGAGCAGCAGCUCCCUGCAAGAGCCUUCGGCCUACAGCGGCCGCGCGGUGCAGUGCCUCGUCAAGGGGAACUACCUCGCGGCCAAGACGUACUCCGUCGAGGCGACGCUCCUCGUCGCCUACACCCGCAACAUCGCCAGCAGAGACCACGACCCCGUCAUGUGGAACAUGUUCGGCGUCGCGACCAGGCUCGCCCAGCGCAGGGGCUACCACCUGGAGCCCAGGCACCUCUCGUACGACGUCUCGCCCUUCGACGCCGAGAUGCGCCGCCGCACGUGGUUCUACUGCGAGACCUUCGACCUCCUCCUCUCCUUCCAGCUCGGCAUGCCGCCCAUCAUCCACGAGGGCGAGAGCGACGCCCUCGGCCCGGGGAACCACCCCGACGAGGACUUCGACGAGACGACGGUCUCCAUGCCGCCGCCGCGUCCGGCGCUGGACCCGUCCCCCAUGCUGUACUACAACCAGAAGUCGAAACUCUGCCGCAUCCUCAGGCGGGUGAUCCGGCACGCGCUGUCGCCCUCGGAGCCCGCGUACGCCGAGACCCGCGCGCUGGACGAGGCCCUGCACGCCUGGCGCGCGGGGUUGCCGGCGUGCCUCGCCGUCAGGCCCAUCCGGUCCACGGGCUUCUCGGAGCAGAACUACACCAUCAUGCACCGGCUGAUGCUGGAGCUCAUGUUCAGCAAGGCGCUGUGCGUGCUGCACCGUCGGUACCUGAGCCGGGACAAGAAGGAAGCGUGUUACGCGGGUUCGAGGGAGACGUGUCGGCGGGCGGCGUUGAGAGUGCUGGAGCUGCACGAGGAGUUUGACCGCGAGGCGAGCCCGGGGGGGAGGUUGUUUGAGGAUCGGUAUAUGCUGAGCAGUCUGGCCUUGCACGAUUUCAUGAUUGCGGCGAUGGUGGUUGCUUUGGACCUGAACGAGUCCGCGGAUACCGGUGACGAGGACUACGAGAGGAAGAUGAACGCUCUCAGGACGGCGGCGAGGAUUUGGGAUGGUCGGUCCAAUUGCUCGAGGGAUGCGAGAUAUGCCGCGGCGGUUUUGAGGGCGAUGUUGCGCCGGUUGAGCCGCCGGGAGAUGACGACGAUGAACGUGGAGGGAGGGACCACGACAACGGCCUCGGGAGUACCCUUGGAUCCUGCGAUCACCACUUUUGGAGACUUGCCCGCGUCUGACGUCGGCUUCGUGGACGUGGCCCCUGGGUUGGGUGGGCUGCAGGGCGUGGAUAUGUUUCCGGGCGACUCUGUCGACUUCAUGACCCUCGACAAUGCUCUCAAUGACCCUGUUAACCUGGACUGGACUUUGUUGGAUCAGUACCUGUCCAAAGCCCCCAACGGGGAGCUUUCGAUGGACUUAUCGAUGUGA